Molecule: messenger RNA, 3810 nt
Organism: Pichia membranifaciens NRRL Y-2026
Lineage: Eukaryota; Fungi; Ascomycota; Pichiomycetes; Pichiales; Pichiaceae
Exons: 1
Coding region: 1-3810 (1269 amino acids)
Molecular function (GO): protein binding
Source: RefSeq, a predicted model, not a curated record
AUGCCAAAUGUUAAACUUGCCUUUGAAAGGUAUAUGGAUUUUGUCAAAAUACAGCGACGGGAGUCAAUGCUUAAAUGGUGCUUGGAGCUUCCGUCAUGUGUGCUAGGACCUGAUACGUCAAUUGCUUCGAAUAAAUUAUUCAGAGAUACAAUGCCAACUUCUGAAAUCCGGAAACAAGGGAUAGCAAUACCAUUGGUACUAAAGACUAUAAUAAAUCCGCAAUUGAGAACUAUGGUAUCAAUAAGAAAACACUUGAGGCUUAUAAAACGAGAUUUUACUUCCACCACUACCCGUUUUUUCGAUAACAACUUUGAUAUAUUGAUUGAUGGUGAUACAAGUGAUAGUCAAGUUCGAGAAGACGCACAACAGAAGUAUGAAGACAUCUGCUCAGAAUUGAAAUUUUUCGACAACAAUUAUCCAGAAGCUUUCACACCUGACAUUAUAAUGAAAGUAUCCAAACUUUUUGAUUGGCUAUAUUCCAACAAACAAUUCAGCAUUGCAAACAACCUACUCCAUAAAAUAUGCCCCAAUUAUGAUAUUUUCUUUAAAUUCAAUCAGUAUAGCAAAAUGAUUGAAGUUUUUGACAAAUUCGGGAAACCGGAUGAUUUGUUUCAAUUUUGCGAGGUUUUCAAAUAUGAUAAAAUACCCAACAUUUGGAGAAAAGUCGAUAGGUUAGGCAAUGAUGAAUCUGUCACUCAAUUGAUAAAGCUUUCAGAUGUUAGACUUUUUGAGGAAGCUAAACUGCUGUUGGAUAACCUUUUGCAGGAUGCAUCACCCAACGGUCUUAAAUAUUUUACUUUCCGUGUAUGCUCAUCGCUCUACAAAAAGUUUGAUUCCAACUCAAAAAAUCAACUUUAUGAUUAUUUACUACACUUGAGUGAACCAUUGAAAAAAUUCUUUCCUCCUUCACUAAUAUCUCAAUUAGUUGCCACCUAUUCUUCUGAUGCAAAACAUGACCUUGAUUCACAAUAUCUUUUUUUGGAAAGUUUCAUGAAAAUGCACUAUAACCCUGAUGAUAUCAAUGAGAACUCAUACCAGUACAAACUAAUAUCAUCCUUGCCUAAGGACUCCUCGCCGAUCUUAAAAUUUAAACUCUGGUUUGACUACUGCUAUAAUGAUGAGAAAUUGAGAUAUGAUCGAGAUAUACGACCAAUCAUUUAUUUGCGAAACAACAAACUGCAUUUUGUUCCACGAUAUUUCGAGAAAGUUUUGGGCUUCGACACAGUUAAAUUGAACACUGUCUUUUCGAUACUCAUAUAUACACACAGUAAAUACGAGCCUGGAUCGAGUUUGGGACAAACGUUUUAUCAAUUGAAAAAGAAGCUUCUUUUACCUAUCAGUGGAGCUGACAAGAUCGGAUAUUUAAGAUCUUUGACGAGUUGUAAAAAAUAUUCCAAGGCAUUCAACUUUUUGCAACAAUGUUUGAAGGAAAACCCUGAGUUUGAAACUGAUGAAACUUUGAACCCGAUACUCAUUGUUUUGGCCAAGAAUAAAGAUUGGAGCCAAUUAGAAAGUAUCUACAAUGAUAGAUAUGAACAUAAUGAAGUCAUCUCGAAAGAUCAGUACAUUACUCUUUUUAUUGCAUUGUCUAUCAGACCGGGAACCAACAAAAUAAUCAUGGAACUUUGGGAAAACUAUUUGAAGAGAGGGUUUGAACCGAAUGAUCAAAUUCUCUCAUCCAUAAUUCUUUGUUUCAUAAAUAACAAAUCUUAUGAAGAGUCCUUACAAUGGUUUACUGCAUACUCUCAUUACAAUGUUGAUUUGACAUCAAAGUCGUAUGGGUUGAUGCUUUAUGCACUUGCCGGAAUGAAAAACACAGAAUCUAUUUUCCGAGUUUUGGAUGAAUUAACCAAGAAAAGUGUCCGAUUACCGAAAAACAUUUUCUCUCCGGUGUUUGUGCAGCUUGCAGAGAUGGGUGACUAUAAGAGUAUUGAGACCAUUUUGGCCACCUAUUAUCCUCAGUUCAAUCUCUCUGUCGAGAGAGAUGAUACAAGAUGGAUCAUGAAAAGUCAUUACCAUGCUAAUCGAUUCACUUUAAUUAUAAAAGAUUAUAUGGGUAUGGGGGAACACGAAAUUUUAUACAAAGACAGUUUGAUGGCCUUAGAGAGUGCGAUAAAAUACAGUGAUGUCAAAACAUUCGAACAAGUGUGGACGAAAGCUUAUGCGAUUCACAAUCUCAGAGGUGACUUGGAUAUCAAAGCCUACAUUCAUUAUAUGGCAUAUUGGGUUAGAAAGUAUGGUGCGUUUGGUAUUGAAAUGAAGUUGAACGAGAUAAAGCUACAACUCAAUUGCCAGACCUUUCCCACAAUAUUGUUCAACCAGAUGAUUUUUUCAUGUUUAAGAACGCACAGGCCAUGGUUAACGAAGAAGGUUGUUAGAAUAGCCUUAAUGCACAAUGUGGUGCCGUCACCCAAAACCUAUUCUCUAAUUUUACAAAGUAACGUAUGCAUGCCAUGGGUGGCGAGAAAUAGUAUAGAUGAGACUGUGACUAUUCUCGAGGAAUUUUUGGUCAACAGAAAGGAGGAUAAGUUUGGUAAGCUGAAUGAUGACAUCAACCCGAUGUCUUUAAAGCUAGUAUUGAAAGCUGUUAUCAAAUACCAGGACGUGUAUGAGGCUCGAAGGUUGUUUGAGAUAUAUGUGGAGUCAUCGAGGGAUAAUCUUCUUGACAACCUUCAUAUUCUAAAUAUUGAGUUGAUGCUUUUGGGUGAGGAGGAGCGUUGGGUGGAGUUCGAUGGCUGUUAUGAUAGAUACAUGACGCUGUUGUUCAAGUUGAUUGAGAAGGCGAGAUUCCGGGAUAAGGAAUUGAACAAAAGAUUUGACAACGAUGAGUUCAGCAGAUUGGAUGUGCAUCGAGACGUUUAUCUCCGAAGUCGCUAUGACGAAUAUAAGAUCCGAAAUUACAAGGGUACCAACGCAAAGAUUCCCAAUUGGAUUAAGAAGGCGCAUUCCGAUCUUUGGAUAUACAGAUUGAAGCAGUUGGAAGUUGCCGAAAGGUUGGGCGAAGUCAACGAGAUCAUGAAGAGCCUGAUUGCGAAGGGGUUGGUCUUUGAUAACAAGAAUUUGAACGAGACGGCGUUGUUUUUGAGCCAGAGACCAGAAGUCUUGGAGGAGGCUGCGUCUUUCAUAGACAGGUUCAUUCUCCCACACCACAUCAAGGAGAGACAGUUCAAGCUGAUGAGACUCAGAUACACCACGGACGAGCUCCCAGGGAUCCGGAAGAAGUCGACGUACAGUUUUGACCGCGAGAUCUAUUUCGAGGUGAUGAAGAAUCUCUCAGACACGCUGAACCAUCGUUUGACGCCUGAGCAGCGGGCAGAGCUCCUGAACAGCAUUUCCAACUCGCCAAAUAAGUAUAUUCUCAAGAACAUGGAGCAGAUACUCAAGGAGCGCCGCCACAUUCGUUCGAGUUACUUACAGACAAAGAAGCUCCGGACCGUUUUCUAUAGAGGUAUCCGGAGCCGCAUGAAGGCAGAGACCAAACGGAAGAAGAAGAACAUGAAUAUGUGGCGCUUGAAGGACAGCAUGGACUACAAGGGGCGGAUGCAGACAUUGAAAAAGGAGAUGGAUUACAUCAUCUGGAAGACGCAUGAGCUCACGAGCGGGGACGGCGACGACAAGCACACCCGACGGAUCAGACAGGCCAGCAAGGAGGUGCUUGAGUUGCAGCGAGAAAAGCACGUUGUCAGGGGCCGCAUGAACGAGCUCCGCAGAGAGAAGAAUAGGCAGCUCAAAGAGAUUAUAGAGAAGGACGCUGCCGGGCGCCGGGGCCGGUCUUUCAAGGUGGGCCGGCUCGACCUCAACCAGCUCUAA